AUGGAAGUCAACCACGGUGGCCGGAUGGCACCGACACUCGGUCCUAACUGGGCUGAGAUAACUCGGGAAUGUCUUCUGGACAUCUUCUCACGCCUUAGCCAGGAAGAAAGAUGGAUGAGACCGAUGCUUGUCUGCAAGACUUGGAUGAACACAUGCCAUGAACCGUCACUCAACACGAUCUUUGAUCUCGAAACUCGGUUUCAGUCAUUCCCGGAGUCCAUCAACUGGUGGACUCCCGAGUUUGAAGACAGGGUUGAUGCCUUCCUCAGAUCCGUCGUUGACUGGAGCGAAGGAGGCCUCACAGAGAUUCGUGUCAGGCACUGCACAGAUCGCUCUCUAUCUUACGCUGCUGAGAGGUGCCCUAAACUAGAGGUGCUUUGGAUUAAGAGCUGCCCUCACGUCACUGAUGCAUCGAUGGCAAAGAUAGCUUCAAACUGUCCAAAUCUUAGAGAGCUUGAUGUAAGCUACUCUUAUUGUAUAUCUCACGAGGCUCUGUCCAUGUUGGGGAGGCAUUGCCCGAACCUAGAGAUCUUGAAACGGAACCUGUUUCCUCGGCAAGGUCCCAACGUGUCUACAAUUGUAGCGCCGGUUGAUUAUAUAGUUGCAUUUCCGAGAUACGGUAACAUAGAGGCUCAAAUAAUAGGGAGACACAUGCCUAGGCUGAAGCAUUUGGAGCUUCAAUACUGUACAAUGACUGUUAAAGGUCUUAACUCGGUUUGUAAAGGAUGUUCCAAUCUAGAGUACAUGGACUUAUCCGGGUGUAUAUCAUUGACAAACAGUGAGAUAACGAGAUGUGCCUCGAGCUUGAAGAAUUUGUUGGAGAUCAAGAAGCCUAACUUCAACCGGCCGGUUGAUAUUUUACUCCUUCCAAAUUGAAGAAAAUAAUGGUGAUGGUAACUUUACUUGUUUAUGGUUCCUUUUGUGUUAUUUUGAUGAUGUUAUUUGCUUAUUGUUGUUGAUGAGAAGAGAGUUGGUCUUCCUUGUUGUAAGGACUUGCUUCUUGUAUUUUUCUACUUAAAACAAUGAAAAGAGGCCAUUUGAUUGCCAAAUAAAAGUAGCUUUUCACCCAA
Brassica napus (rape) is the source of this 1070-nucleotide messenger RNA. Its product is annotated as putative F-box/LRR-repeat protein 19. Gene Ontology annotation, molecular function: protein binding. The record is from RefSeq and is a predicted model, not a curated record. Bases 1 to 876 code for a protein of 291 amino acids. The transcript has 2 exons. Lineage: Eukaryota; Viridiplantae; Streptophyta; Magnoliopsida; Brassicales; Brassicaceae.